Drosophila simulans is the source of this 668-nucleotide messenger RNA. RefSeq lists its product as uncharacterized. The record is from RefSeq and is a predicted model, not a curated record. The coding region runs from base 277 to 510 and encodes 77 amino acids. NCBI's taxonomy places the organism in Eukaryota, Metazoa, Arthropoda, Insecta, Diptera, Drosophilidae. The transcript has 3 exons.
ACAUUCUGCAAGCCUAGACCAAAGUGAACGAUCUUCGAACUCAGGACGCUCAUCUUUGGCCACCAGGAAGAUUGAGUGACGACUUGGCUAAUCGCCGACGACAUAUACGUUUUUUUUUGCGUUAUUUUUGGGUCUUCGACGGGUGCUUUGCAUAAUCUCCCGCCGCGGCGCCACUGCCCAUUGGCCUCCUCCUUGAACGCCAAUCAGCGAAGAGCUCCAGACUGGCUCACGUGCAUAUAUAAAAAGUGGACCCAACCGAAUUUUGCUUGUCAGUGAAUGCCCAUCAAUCGAAUCAAUCCCAGCACAGACAUGAGAAGCGCGUCGCUUAAGUUCUAUCUGAUAUGUCUGCUAGUUAUCUGCGUGAUCGGUUGGAGUGCUGGAGCACCGAGUCCGCAACUUACACGUAAGGAACUCGAGGAUCGAUAUCGCCAAAGGCCUCCGGUGCCUGAUGAACGAGAUGCGGAUGCAGAAUUGGAUAGUGCCUUCGAUCGGUUUAAACGAAAACCUUGAAGUGCAAAUCUGAAAGGCUGGAGACACCCAACGCCCACAAUUGAUUUGUGGUUCUAUGUGGAGUGGCACUUUUUAUGUCGUAUUCAGGGUUAUGGCUAUGUAGUUCUAAGCUUAGGCAAAAUGUACAAGCGUAAAAUAAAGCAAUUACUUGGGUGAAA